GCCCCUUUCUUCCUCGGCCACGUUGUCCGGACCGCGGUCACCCUCGAUUUCCGCCCAUCAUGUGUGUUCCACCCGCCCUGCAACCUCGAAUGCGCAGCUAACAUGCCUUCCCCCACCAGGACCGUCUUCUCCCUGAUCAUCAUCAACAAGGCGGGCGGUCUGAUCUACCAGCGCGAGUACCAGCCCGGCCUUCACACUCUCUCCACCAAUGACUACCUCGUCCUCGCCGGUACCUUUCACGGGUAUGACCUCCGCGAAACCCACCUCCAACCCCCCCCCCCCCUUGUCCACGCCAUCACCCGCUCCAUCACGCCCAAGCUCCCUCUCGCCCAAACCUCCGCCGUCUCCUCUCCCGGCAGCACACCCGUGGGAUUCAGCUUUCCCAACCCCGGUGUUCCCCCGACAGGCCUGGAACAACUCGAGACCGACAAGUUCCGAUUGACAUGCUUCCAGACGCUGACGGGGACCAAGUUCCUGCUCUUCACCGACCCCAUGACCGGUAACGUGGAGGCGAUCAUGAACAAGAUCUACGAGCUGUACGCCGACUACGUGAUGAAGAACCCGUUCUACCAGCUCGAGAUGCCUGUGCGCUGUGAGGCGUUCGACCGACAUCUGGGCGCCUGGCUGCGAGGAAGGACGUGA
Molecule: messenger RNA, 642 nt
Organism: Penicillium canariense
Lineage: Eukaryota; Fungi; Ascomycota; Eurotiomycetes; Eurotiales; Aspergillaceae
Product: trafficking protein particle complex subunit 4
Exons: 2
Biological process (GO): endoplasmic reticulum to Golgi vesicle-mediated transport
Cellular component (GO): TRAPP complex
Source: RefSeq, a predicted model, not a curated record